Molecule: messenger RNA, 420 nt
Organism: Hypoxylon fragiforme
Lineage: Eukaryota; Fungi; Ascomycota; Sordariomycetes; Xylariales; Hypoxylaceae
Exons: 1
Coding region: 1-420 (139 amino acids)
Source: RefSeq, a predicted model, not a curated record
AUGCCAACAUUACGAGGCUCAAUACUCUUGCCAUCCCUCGACCUCCUUUUCUCACAAUUAGGUACCCAAUCAGGGUCCGCCGAGGAAGCCACACAACCUCCAUCUACCUUUUCACAUCGGGACUCAUUCGAGGUAUAUCGCGAGAGCCGCGCUCGCAGAGAGCUAGCGAGGCGCACAGAUCUAUGGAGCGAGAGCCAAUAUGAUGGCCUACCAACAGAUCCCGAUGAACCGUCGUUGCUGGACCAGCUUAUGGCCCGAAUUCGCAGGGCAUGGAACCGGCAUUCGGCACAACUCGUCACUCGGGGACGCCAAAAAAAACGGUCUUCCAACAAAGAGAAAGAUAAAUCUGAGUCUAGACCACACUCCCAAAAGCGUGCGCGCUUCUCUAAUGAAAAGCCGCGGUUAAUACCCACACGUUAA